AUCUUAGUUAUUCAUCUGACAGAAGAGGAUCAGCUUCAGACUUUCGUAUUAGCAUUAUUACUAGCCCUCAGUCGAUGUUUACGUAUUAUUCGAAUAUGAUCUUUUUAUUUCUCGUGUACUCGAACGAUUAAAAAAUAUUUAGUAUCGAUGGAAAAUUCGUGAAAUUGAAAUCAGAUCAGAUUUAUUACUAUUUUCAAACGUGCAAAAUUAUCUUCCAAUUUAAAUCCAAAAUGGGAGAAAUAUCAUGCCACAUUUUUUUGAUAUUUUUCUGGAUAAAUUUGCAAUUUUCAUUGGUUCACACGUACGAAGAAAAUUGUGAUUUGUAUCAAACAAAGUCAAACACGAGCACGUUGUGCAAGCAACAUGAUCAUCGUUUGGUUUGUUUUCACGGUCUCGAGGAUAAAUGGAGGAACGGAGGUCAAAACGUACGAACGUUGGUGUUUUGCUAUUGGCCGCUGCCGAUUUUCGAUCCUCAGGAUGUUCUGCAGGGAUUUCCCUCCUUAAAAAAGCUUGAAAUGAAAAAAGGAAAUUUAACCACAUUAAUUUCAUCAUUUCCAAACGAAUCUCGAUCGAUUGAGAAAAUAGAAAUAACUGGGACUAGAUUAAAGGAACUUCCAGAAAAUGCAUUUGCCAAUCUUUCGAGCUUGAAGAUCCUCGAUAUUCGAAAUAACAGUUUUCCAGAGGUCGACGUUGAAACUUUUAACAUCCCUUCUUUACAUCACAUUUAUCUCUCUGGUAAUCCUUUGAAAUGCACGGAGGAUGCGAAGUGGAUAUUGAGCAGAGAAAAGGGUUCUCUGGGGCAUAAAAUCGCCGAUAAAGAAUAUCUGCGUUGCACGGUUCCCUACGAUGGCAGGGCAUUGAUUCCAGUUGUAGAAAUAAUCAGUACUUUGAAAGAGGAGUGUACAAAGACUGUAUGUGAAUGUGAAUUGGUAUACGUGGUUGGUAACGGAGGAAAGCACAUUUACAAGCAAUUAAUGGCUUUUGCUUCGGUAAAUUGUAGCCAUCGUGGAUUAACCGAGAUGCCAAGCUUUUUGCCCGCAAACACUACCACUCUUCAUUUAUCUGGAAACAAGAUAAAGGAUUUGGGGCCACUUACAACGAAUCCUGUGUACAAGGGAGUGAUAGACCUGUAUUUGGAUGGUAAUAAAAUCGAAUCGAUCGUUCAAUUGGAGGGAUCUAGUUGGAUGGAUCAUUUUCGAUUGUUCAGUCUUCGUGGAAACAAACUAACGGAUCUGCCGACAUAUGCUCUGGAAAAUGUGUUACAACACAAUGGGAACGCAGUAAGUUUGUAUCUUGGGAAAAAUCCAUGGACGUGCGACUGCCUUUUCACACCAGGUUUCCAGGAUCUUCUAAUUAGAUACACGAAUCUAAUAAAAGAUAUCAACGAUGUCAGAUGUUCGCCUAACAAUGGGGACGAUAAUUCCGAUAGAAUCAUAAGAGACUUGAAACGCACCGAAAUCUGCGUUUCUUCCGACGAAGAUUCUAUAAUCCAUCCCUUGGACAUCUUAAAUAUCAUUCUUGCAUUUCUGAUAUUUUUAAUCAUCGGAAAAUUACUUUACGACUAUUGGUCUUUCAAGAAGACCGGCCAAUUGCCUUGGAUCGUUACUAAGAUACCGUAAUAUCAUGAGAUAAUUUUGAAAAAAAAAAAGAAGCUUACCUUCAGUCUUGCUUUCUCAUCUUCAUAGUAUUGAUGGUACAACUCGUCAGCUGCUGCUUUCUUGGCCACACAUUCUCUCAAGCCACGACCUAAAUUUAUUUUGGAAAAGGACGGGUAAAUAAAACAGAGAGAACAAGAAGGGAAUAAAACAGAGAGCAAAUGAAUAAGAAAGAAAAAUUAUUUAUGUAUCUGAGAAAUAAAACCUUCGCUAGUGUAGCCUAGCGCGGAACAAGUGGCGACAUAAGUUAAACCCUGAUACGUUUUCUCCUUUUCUACAGUAUACUUUGGAACCGAUACAUCUUUUUCAAGGCAAAGUUGGUACAACUUUCUUUGAGCAGUUUCUCUCAGACCGUCCAUCCCUAGAUUAAUUAUUUCUAACAAUCUGCCAAAUUGAAUAUGUUCAAUUGAUUACAAUUGUCAUUGCAAUUAUCACACAAUUAUCAAUGGUUGUGAAUAAAAUUUUUAAUGUGCUACAUACUCUUCACGCGUAAGAUCGGCGAGAGUGCCAAGUUUCUCGUCCUUCAUUUGCUUGUUUGCAAUCAUUUGCAGAAUUGUCGCGGCCAGAUCGUUUUUGGUUGAUUCUUCGGAGAAACCUCUACACGUUGCUGUUAAUUUUAUACGCAAGGUAUUAAUCGAUUAUCUAUAUUUUGAGAAUUUGGAAAGAAACAAAUUUUUGAACGAAUUCAUUUUUAUGUAAUUUUUAAUACUCGUUUCUGUAUCGCGUUGGGUAGAGUUUUCUCUGGCUAAAAUUUUUAAAGAGUCUUUUUAAUUAAAAAAAAAAAAUAAAAUGACGUUUGUAAUGAGAAAUAUAAACGAAAUCGUAUGAAAGAAUUUGUAAAAUUUAAGAUAUCGAAUGAAUUUAUAUACGUAUUUACACAAGACAUUACCAGCAAAUCCACCAAGAUUUCCACGUAUCACAUAAACGCUUGAUUUGAGACGAUGCGGACUUUCAUUAUAUUCGUAUUCGACCGAGGUUUUGCAACGUUUCGCAUAAGUUUCUAAGAUGUUCAACGGUGUCCGUAGGUCAACUAUCGGUGAAUUUUCGUCACCACUACCCUUUAAUUAAAAGUGAAAUAAAUUGUAAAAAUUGUAGAAUAAAUUAGACGUAUAAAUAUAUAAGAGAAGGAUAAUUUUUUUUUUUUUUUACUUUGAUUGAAACGUUUAUUCCAUCAUUAAUUUCGAUCAAUUUUGGAGGUUUCAUGUUUCGUUCGGGAGUAAUUUGUAAAACAGAAUCACCAGCAUCUGUUUCUUGACGAUGCAGGAUAAUGCAAGAGUCCUCGUGCUCUAUAAAAUAUUUGCAUCUAAUAUAAAUUUGUUUAUUAAAUUAACUUGAAAUUUUAAAUAAAAUUACUAUUUAUGUAACUUUCUGUUUUUGUUUCUUCACAAUUGACACGUUUUUCGAACAUAUUAAUUGUUUUUUUAACAGAUUGUACCUCGUCUGUAAAUAAGAAUUAUUACUUAAAAUCGUAAAAUUAAUUAGAUUUUAUAAUCAUUAUUAAUACCGGUAUUUUCUCGUAGAGCAUUAUCUACUAUUUUACCCCAUUCUUCUAAGCUAUGCGCCUCUUUUGCCAUUUGAUAGUUAUCUAAAUAAAAAUAACGAUCGGUAUUCGAUUAUUCAUUAUAUAGCAUUUCAAUCUUAUCAUUGAAUAGAAUUAUGCAAACUUGUUUCAAUAGUAAGUGAAGAAGAUUCGUCACUAGAAUGUUUCCGUAUAUUAGAAUUAUGAUUUAGCGUAAUCAAAUCAAACGAUUGACUUUCGGUAUCCUGUUCUUUAAUAACUGAAUCUUGACUCUGGUUAUUCAAAUUGAUUUCCGUUCCAUACAUACUGCUUUCAGAAACUUGUGUUUCUGCCACGUUCUUGUUUAUGGUAUCACUUUCUAUAAUCUAUGGUGCAAAUAUAAUUUGAUUAUUUUAAUUGAAUUAUAAUUUCCAAUACCUACAUCGUUUUCGGUAGCUGAUUCCUUAGCGGAAAUCAUUGCAGUUGAUUCUUCCGAAUCUUGCGUGCAGAAAGAGGUUGAUGUCUCUAGAGAAUCGUGAGAAAUUUUUCUUAAAUUCUACUUUAAAAAAAUGAAAUUUAUCUUAUAUAUUUCAAAAUGUAGUGAUUAAUUAAAAGAGUUUAUUAAAAAUGGUUGAAAUCUACCAAUUUCACGACAAGGUGCCCUCAGUUGUUGGAGAAGAUCUUCUGCUCGAUCGAUAACUGCUUCCAUUUCACAUAAAAGCGGUGCAGCAUUUGGAAAUCUUUCAGUUAUCAUACUCCAAACGAACUCGGCAUCCUCUGUACCUUGCAAUGAUUUCGGCAAUUCAUGUUUUUGACACGUGGAAUCUCGGCGUUCAGACAUUCGAACAACGCAGGCUCUAUUAUCCUUAUUUCAAAAUAUUAAAGACCAUCUAUUCGAUUGCCAGACUGGCAAGGAAGUCAUAUAUUUAAAAAAAAAAAAGUGUUUUGACUUCAUUGACAGAUUGACAACAUUUAAAACAAAAGACGAUGAGACAUAUAGCGACAUUGAGUUUGCUUUGAUAAUAUUUAUAUGUAUGUACACUAUUUGUAUAUUCAAUGAAUAAUGCGCAGAAAUUAAUUGAAAUGUAAAACAUUAAAAAGUGUGAACAAAA
Molecule: messenger RNA, 4265 nt
Organism: Apis cerana (Asiatic honeybee)
Lineage: Eukaryota; Metazoa; Arthropoda; Insecta; Hymenoptera; Apidae
Gene: swi2
Product: Protein singed wings 2
Molecular function (GO): protein binding
Source: RefSeq, a predicted model, not a curated record